This is a messenger RNA of Canariomyces notabilis, 369 nucleotides long. RefSeq lists its product as uncharacterized. The transcript has 2 exons. Lineage: Eukaryota; Fungi; Ascomycota; Sordariomycetes; Sordariales; Chaetomiaceae. The record is from RefSeq and is a predicted model, not a curated record. The coding region runs from base 1 to 369 and encodes 122 amino acids.
AUGUUUUGCGCGAAAUACAGGAGAAUGUGCGCCGACCAGGCUGAGUUCACCAACCAGCGCUUUGAGGUCCAGCAGGAAGAAGAGCCCGAGGUCGGCAACCCCGAGGAUGACCCUUACAACGAGGACGAGGACAAGGACAGCAUCAUCUCUGACAGGAAAGCCGACGAGGACUUCGGCAACGAGUCCGAUGACAACUUACCCGCCAGUGCUCGCCUUUACGCGCCAAAGACUUACUUCACGUCCAUGAAAGUCGGCAAGUGUUACAAGAAGCUGUCCACCCUUAAUGUGCUAAGAACCAGCGGCUGCACGUUGUCGACAAGCCAAGCACUCCGAGCGAACGAUUCUUCAAACAGUUUUCAGGUCAAUUAG